AUGCCCCGGCGGAUAGCGGCGCCUUUGGCGUCGGCUUCACCCAGGUCGGCGCCUUUCCGUUGCAUCUGGCGGCGAAGCGUGGGCGCUUGGAAGUCAUGGAGGCGCCCAACGGUCCGCAGGGGUGCUUCCUUGGACGUCGCCGACCAGAACGGCCGCACCGCGCUCAUGGUGGCUGCAGCGAGCGGCCAGUCGGCGGCGUCGGGGUGGCUCUUAGCGAAGAAGGCGGCGGUGGAUUGUCAGACCCACUACGGCUACACGGCCCUACACUACGCUGCUUUGGUGCCACGACCCGAGGUCGUCCGCAUUCUGCUGGACGCGAAAGCCCGCACAGGCUCUAUCGAUCGAGAAGGUCGCACUGCGUUGCAUGCGGCCUUGUCCACCUUACCAUCCGGUGGUCGAAGCCCGACGGUGGUCACCAGCUGUGAUCCCGCAGGUAUUGGCGAUGAGUAUUGCUACGACCACGACAUCUCUCACGGAUAUCGGAGGCUCGAACAGGAGGAGAUGCAGUUGAGGGUGGUGAAGAUGGCUGUGAGUGCACUACUCAGUGUUCGAGCUGACGUGGAGCUCCGCGACGGUACCGGCCGAAAUGCCUUGGACAUCGUCAAGGGCAAGCGCCGCUGGGAGCUCCUUCAGUGGUUGACCGAGGAAGGCCAGCCAGCUCGGACCGCAUGGUCCUUUCAGCUGGCGCGGGCACCGGGGCGGGCGGGGGGGCAGAGAUGCAACGAGGGCUCUCCCGGAGUUCGAAUGCACAGCCCACAUGUCACAAACACCCUUUGGCUUGAGGAGGGAGGCGCACUGCUGCUGGGCCUUCUGCAGCGCCAAAAAGUGGCGUGUGGAGUGGGUGGUUCGGUCCUGAUCACAUCCCCUCCAGCCAUGGCCUUCGCGACCGCCGCGGUCCGCCUGGCGGCCCUGGCGGCUUCCGUCCAUGGAGACCCGGCGCGGAGCGUCGGACGGAGGCGUGAGGAGCGCGUUCGGCCUUUCCUUCCGGGAGACGAUUUGAACUUUGAACCUGUGCAAGUGACAUCCCACUGCCACAAGGGGCAAUGGUGCCCAUUGCCCGAGAACUUCUUGUCGGCCAGUGAAGCAUGUGAAUUUGCGGUGCUGCGGGUCAACGAGAUGCGCCAGAAAUGUCAUGGCUUCACCUUAGCACCGAUCCGACGGCAAGACUACAAGGUGGCCGGCACGGUGCGCAAGGACAUGGAUGGAUACUCCGUGUACAAGCUGUUGCUGGAGCCCAUCAACAAGUUCGUGCCGACCUCGGUGGAGAUCGAAGUGGCUCAUUUGCAUCGGAUCACGGAUCUGUCCAUUUUUCAGGUGACCAAAGUGAAGCCUGCGGCGUGUAGCCUCUUUAGUGCCGCGGAUGAUGCCGAACUGAUGGUGCCCACCACGUGGAAAGAAACCAAGGAAGCGGCCGAAUUGGCUCGCCGGAUCUUGAACGAGCAGCGCAAGGCCUUGUGCCCUGAGCGGCCGAGCCUGCAACUCCUGCGCAUCCUGGCCGCCGCACGGCAGCCAGCGGAGGGCCAGGUGUGGAGACUACAGCUGGAAAUCCGGGAGGAGUUGGAAGAAUUCGGCGAGAAGAGCGGCAGCUUUGAAGAACAGAUCUUGGUGUCCUAUGCCUUGGACACAGAAGUGCCACAAGAGAUGGCCCUCAGUGCAGAGGUCUAUGCAGGCCGAUAUCCCUGCAAGAUGGUGCAUGAGGAGAAGGAGCAGACCACUCUGGACGCGGAGGAAGACCUCGAAAACGCCACGGAGCACGCCGCCGCGGCGUCGGUGAGGCGGCUGAGCUGGGACCCAACAUCCGCCUCGGAAGCGGUUGCAGCUGGAAGCAACCAAGUCGAGCGCCCCUUUGUGGAGCAAGGGUUGGAUCUGCCGGAUGACUUCGACCCCCGCCUGGAGAAGACCUUGUGCUUCCCUCGUGGCCUCUCAAGGCGUCAAGGCAGCUGUGGGGCCAGUUGGGCCUUCGCUUCAACGGCCGUGGCCUCCUUUCGGGAGUGUCUCACGUUGCUGCACCAAGGCGAGCAACCGGCCUCCUUGAACUUCUUCUCUGCACAGGAGUUGGUCUCCUGCUCAGCGCACCACGGCUGUUCCGGCGGCAGCGCAGCGGAGGCCUUCUACUACAUGAAGCAACGCGGCAUCGCGCGGGAGAACUGCUCGCCCUAUCGCAUGCGCUGUUUCCACGACCAAUCCACCAUCUCCAUGCAGGCGGCGGACUUCGAGACCUUGGGCCAGAACAGCUCCAGUUGUGCCGGUGCCGAUGGCCGGUCGAGUAAGACGCCCUGCAAGUGUUUGCCCAGCGUCUUCCACCUCACCAGCCCAGUGCUGUGCGACCUACUACCUGCAGCCUGCCCCAAGACGAAGAUUCCCAGCUUCUUCAAGAUGCGGGGCACCAAGGAGGGGAACUCUGUGCCGCAAUUGGAGCGUCACAUCAUGCAGGAGCUUCUCACAGAUGGGCCUUUGUAUGUGUCCCUGCUGCUCUAUGAGGAUUUCUUCGAUGCCUCGUCGUGGUCGGAGAGUGGGAUCUACCUCCACGAGCAGGGCGAGGCCUUUGGAAGGCACGGGGCUGCCUUGGUCGGCUGGGGCAGUGACUCGAACAGUCGAGACUACUGGCUUUUGCUGAACUCCUUCGGAAUGCAGUGGCAGCAGGGUGGCUACUUCAAGGUGCUGCGGGGUGACACCGACUUGGAGAUGUUGCACUACGGUGCUUGGGGCGCCGACUUCCAGCUUUCCGCUGCCGAGCGGAAACGUUUCCCUGCCAUCUUCGCCGUGGAGGUCUCCUUCUCUCCGGUGCCCGAGCGCCACGGCCUGGCCAGCGAGCCGCUCACCGAGCUCGAGCACGUCUGGCUGCGCGUGGCGUUCGCCACGGAUGAGCCGGCGACCUCGUUGAUCCGCGUCUCGGGCCUGGCCACGGGGCUGACGGCGGAAGUGGCCGAGAAUCUGACCACGGCCAAGAUCGAGCGCUUGGAGACCGUGGACGGCGCCGAGCGCCACAACACCGAGAUCGACCUCCUGAGGCACGAUCUCUUGGGCGACCGCCUGGAAUUGCGCAUUUGGGCCUCGGACCAUGCCAAAAACACGGGAGAUUGGGGCCCGGUGACCUUUGACGUGCCAGAGCUGCACGUCUUCCGGGCAGCGCUCAGCGACGGAGGCCUGCGACGCCGCCUUGAGAGUGGGCGUAACGGUCUGGAGGCGCUUGCGGGCACAAAGGUGCUCGUGGUGUGA
This is a messenger RNA of Durusdinium trenchii, 3219 nucleotides long. NCBI's taxonomy places the organism in Eukaryota, Dinophyceae, Suessiales, Symbiodiniaceae. The record is from the annotation of a GenBank genome assembly.